This is a messenger RNA of Sycon ciliatum, 2423 nucleotides long. RefSeq lists its product as uncharacterized. The record is from RefSeq and is a predicted model, not a curated record. Bases 24 to 2423 code for a protein of 799 amino acids. Lineage: Eukaryota; Metazoa; Porifera; Calcarea; Leucosolenida; Sycettidae. The transcript has 2 exons.
GUCGUUCUUUCAUUACCAAGAAAAUGGCAAAAGAACUCAAUCUGAAAUUCACGGGUCGGGAAACGUUGUCCCUGGCGGGGUUUGGUGACAGUAAGCGCAAAUCGCAACAGCUCAAUGUGGUUGAAAUUCAAGUACAGUUUUUGGAUGGGUCCUCACAAACCCUCACGGUCAAUGUUGUGCAAACCAUCUCCUGUCCGGUCAGAAAAUACCCGAUCGACCCUGAGAAAUACCCAAUGCUAAAUCGUGUACAUUUGGCGAACUCGCUCAGCCAGCAUGCAGAAGAUGUAACCAUUGAUUUACUGGUCGGCAAUGACUACUACUUUGACGUAAUGGGCAAUGAGCACAUUCGCCUCGACGACGGCUUAAUGCUCCUAGACUCUAAAAUUGGGUUUAUCCCCUCGGGGAGAAUCCUGAUGGAAAGCCAAGAUCAUGAAGCGCCCGUAAUGUUGGUUUCGGGCAUACGGUUACCCGAAACGAGCAUGCCUGGAUUUACCAUCGAAAACUUUUGGAAAACCGAAUCAAUUGGCAUUGAAGAUCCCCUGGAGGAUAAAUCUCAAGAUGAGCAAGCAAUGGAGAUUUUCGACAACAGCGUCGACUUCAAAAAUGGGCGGUAUGAGGUCAAGUGGCCACGGAAGCAAGACGCUACGGAACCACCACGCAAUUUCGCUCUGGCUUUCGGUCGCCUGCAGUCUCUCAUGAAACGAAGGGCAGGCAAGCCACAGGUCAAACUCAAAUACGAUGAAACAAUCAGAAAUCAGGAAAAGAUGGGCAUAAUCGAACGGGUCCCCAAUGCCGGUCCAGAAGGGACUACGCAACGGGCACAUUACUUGCCACAUCACUGUGUAAUCAAACCGGGUAAAACCACAACGAAAGUCCGCAUCGUGUACGAUGCCUCCGCCAAAUCCAGCAAGGAGCAAAAAAGCCUCAAUGAAUGUCUGCUCAGAGGGCCGGUCCUUCUUCCAGACUUAGCUGGUUUGCUACUUCGAUUCCGCAUGCAUGAUAUUGCCAUUGUUAGCGAUAUCGAGAAAGCCUUUCUGCAAGUUGGCCUCGCAGAGGCAGACCGAGACACAACGCGGUUCCUGUGGUGGGAUGACUUGGAUGGGCCUUGCACCAAGGACAAUCUUGUCACUUAUCGGUUUUGCAGGAUACCGUUCGGGGUAAUCUCCAGCCCAUUCCUGCUGAGUGCAACUAUCAACACGCACUUAAAACGAACAGACAACGAAAUUGCGAAGAUGAUUCUCGGUAACACGUACGUCGAUAAUGUUAUUGUUGGAGCCAAUACAGUAGAUGAAGCCAAACGUAUUUAUGAUCAAACAAAGCAAGUGUUUACUCAGGCGUCCAUGAACCUCCGUGAAUGGGCUUCGAACAAUUCCGACUUCCUCUCUCACAUUCCAGAAUUUGACAAAGUUUCCGACACGGUUAUGACCGUACUUGGUAUGGAAUGGUGUACACCCACCGAUCAGAUUUCGUUGGUCGGUCAUGACGUUGAGCACGUGAUCGUUCGGACCAAACGCCAAAUGUUGCAGGUCAUCUCAAAGUUCUUUGACCCAAUGGGCCUGCUAUCUCCAAUACUGUUGCAACCGAAAAUCCGGAUUCAAAACCUGUGGAAAUUGAAAUGCGACUGGGACGACAUCCUCCCAACAGAAAUUAUAAAUAAAUGGAAAGCAGUCACAGGUGAUCUAAAGCAGAUCCACGAAAUUCAAAUUCCGAGACGGAUGACAGUCGCACACUCAGGGGCAGUCACAUACACACUUCACUGUUUUUGUGAUGCCUCUCACACCGCAUAUGCAGCGUGUGUGUACCUUGCGGUUGUCAACAAGCAGUCAGGUUGUGACUCUUGUCAUAUUGUGUUUAGUAAAACCCGCCUAGCCCCCAUCAAGGAAUUAACAAUACCGAGACUAGAAUUAAUGGCGGCCUUGAUCGGUAUUCGGCCGUUACGAUUUGUAGUCUCACAAUUGAAUUUCUCGGAACAACCCAGGCUGGUGCUGUGGUCUGAUUCGCAAUGUGUGUUACAUUGGAUCAAGAAACCUGAAAAACACGGUACAUUUGUGGACCGGCGCUUGAAUGAAAUCCGGUCUCUGUCGUCGGUUGAGUACCGAUAUGUGGACACAGCUGAAAACCCCGCAGACACUCCUUCUCGCGGGGCCACUGUGGACACACUGAAAAAUAACAAGAACUGGUGGCACGGGCCCCAGUGGAUUAACAAUGAGAAAGGUUGGCCAUCGGUGUUGGUGAUUCCUGCGAACACCGUGGAGUUGGAAAAGUCUGCCAACACCUUACUGGCGGCGGCGGAGGGUCCUACGGAGUACCCGAUGAUAAUGAAUUUAGAAAGGUAUUCGUCUUGGGGAAAGCUGAUACGUGUCUCAGCAUAUGUUUUGAGAGCCAUAGAACCUUUUGGAAACUGUGGCAGACCGGCUAUCUGA